AUGCCUACUAAAGCCAUAGCAUCGAAUCAUGUUGUUUUAGAUCACAAAUACACUCACGCCACCAUCGUCUAUUCUACAGACACAGGAAAGAUUGUCGAGAUAUAUCGAGAAAUAAUACCCAGUCGUAGUGACCCGAGACUAUCCCGUUUUAAUGUCCAAGAAUAUAUCAUAGUAUCUCCAUAUACAAUAAUUCCUGGGUUAGUCGACUCACACGUGCAUCUGAAUGAGCCUGGGCGGACUGAAUGGGAAGGGUUUGCCAGUGGUACCCAAGCGGCAGCAGCAGGGGGCGUCACUACGGUUGUCGAUAUGCCUCUAAAUGCUAUCCCUCCCACAACCACAAUCGAGAACCUAGGCAUCAAGCUCGCCGCUGCUCAAAAUCAACUGUGGUGCGAUGUAGCUUUCUGGGGUGGAUUGGUUCCUAGCAAUCUUGAGGAUCUCGUCCCUUUAGUUAGAGCUGGUGUUCGCGGUUUCAAAGGAUUUUUGAUAGACUCAGGUGUUGACGAAUUCCCGAUGGUUACUGAAAGAUAUAUAAGGGAUGCGUUGAGACUUUUGGCCGGUGAAAAAACAAUGCUUAUGUUCCAUGCGGAACUUCAGACUUCAGAAUACGACCAUACCGUGGUGGAUUGUAUUAAUCACGAAGAUACCCUAAAAUCAAUCAAAUCGUUGGAUGGUACGGAGGAUCUGACUCAUGAUCAAAUGGAUGCACUAGCUCUUUCUCAUGUUUUAUCUCCAGCUGAACCGCGACACGGAGGGCCUUCUCAAAUUGUUCACAAUGAUGAUCUAAUUACUCCCCCAUUGGAUGCUGCUGCUAAACUGGAUGAAAAUUUAACGAAUAUAGAUCCCACACAAUAUUCUUCCUUUUUGUUAUCCAGACCAGAUAAAUUUGAAACGAAUGCAAUUAGUCUUAUCAUAUCAUGUUUAAAAAGCGCUGUUGAAAAAUACAAAGACGUCCCACCAGUUCAUAUCGUCCAUUUAGCUUCUCAAGAAGCAAUACCAAUUGUUGCUACAGCAAAAAACGUGCUCAAUUUACCCAUUACUGCAGAAACCUGUUUCCAUUAUCUGACCUUCGCAGCCGAAAACAUUCCAGCUUCAAGCACUUACUUUAAAUGUUGUCCUCCCAUUCGUACGGAGGAGAAUAGACGUGCCCUUUGGAAAGCCCUAAGAGAAGGUGUUAUAACCACUGUUGUGAGUGAUCAUUCUCCGUGCACUCCUGAGUUGAAAAACUUGGCAAAGGGAGACUUUUUUAGCGCAUGGGGUGGAAUUUCAUCAGUUGGCUUGGGAUUGUCUAUUUUAUUGACAGAGGGAAGUAAAAUGAAUCCUCCAGUGUCUCUCAUCGAUAUCGUACGGUGGUGCUGUGAGAAUACAGCAAUUCAGGUGGGGCUGCAAGAUAGAAAAGGCUUUUUGAAGGUCGGCCAUGAUGCUGACUUUGUUAUUCUUGAUGAGCAUCAAACACAAAAGAUUAAGAACAGGCAGGUUUUUUUCAAGAACAAAUUGACAGCUUACGAUGGCUUGGAGUUAAAGGGUUGUGUCUUAGCAACUUUUCUCAGAGGGCAAGAAGCUUUCCGUUGGGAAGACGGCCAUUCAAAAUCUCCUUUGGGGAUCCCACUCUUGAAGCCCCGUAACUGUUAA
Lachancea fermentati is the source of this 1629-nucleotide messenger RNA. Lineage: Eukaryota; Fungi; Ascomycota; Saccharomycetes; Saccharomycetales; Saccharomycetaceae. The record is from the annotation of a GenBank genome assembly.